Molecule: messenger RNA, 1779 nt
Organism: Radiomyces spectabilis
Lineage: Eukaryota; Fungi; Mucoromycota; Mucoromycetes; Mucorales; Radiomycetaceae
Product: ATP-NAD kinase-like domain-containing protein
Exons: 6
Coding region: 124-1734 (536 amino acids)
Biological process (GO): NAD+ metabolic process; NADP+ biosynthetic process
Molecular function (GO): NAD+ kinase activity
Source: RefSeq, a predicted model, not a curated record
UAGAAAGCCAUCAAAUUCAGAUCUCCGAGCCCUUGCAUUUUUUUUUAUCGCCCAUUGCCUUUUUAUUGGGAUUUCUAGGCUUGGUUGGACUCGUUUUUUUCUGGUUCUUUCUUUUUUUAUAUCAUGGACCAGCGAAGAGCUCAAGACGAUCGGCUUCUUGCUGUAGCUGCUACGGCGGAUUCGGUUAAAAACGCGCCUCGAAGUGCUUCGAUGGACGUCGACAUAUCCAAUUUGGCCCAAAAGAUUGCCCAAUGUAAGGUCGGGUGGAACGCUACAAAGGAUACAAUCAUCAUCAUCACCAAGGCACGCGAUAACAAGCUUGUACGAUACACGCGUCAAUUAACGGAAUGGCUCAUCCUCACACCGCGUUACGGCAAAAAACAUCCUUUUACAGUUUAUGUCGAUGCGCAUCUGCAAGAUUCCAAAUUAUUCAAUUACCGUCAAUGCGUGAAAGAACAUCCUAUCAUGGAAGAAAAACUCAAGUUUUGGACUCCCAAGUUAUGUUUCCAAAAUCCCAGGCUUUUCCAUUUAAUUAUCACGAUGGGAGGCGAUGGUACGGUGUUGUUCACGUCGCGAAUGUUUCAAAACGAACUUCCACCGAUUAUUCCAUUUCACCUUGGUUCAUUGGGUUUCCUGACCCCUUUUCCCUUUGAAACAUACAAGCAGAAACUCGAUGAAUUAUUCAAUCAAACGUCAUUCCGCAGUACCACCCGAAUGCGAUUGUCAUGUACCGUGUAUCGUCAUCGCAAGAAUCCCGCCUGUCGCGAAAAGUCAGCCGAGGAAAAAGAACAAGAGUUGGAGAAAGAUGUGACGGAAGGUGAAGAAACUGUCAACCAGGAUACCAAGACUUGUACAUCCAAAUCGCCCGAAAAACGCUGGGAAUUGAGGGAAACAGCAUGGGUAAGAAAGCAGCUGAAAAAGAAUGAAAUCGAAAAGACGCGCGAUCUACCGGAUAUGCCAGUGUCGUGUUACAACACCACACCCUAUCAAACAUUCCAUGUCUUGAAUGAACUGGUCGUAGACCGUGGACCCAAUCCUUCCAUGUCGAUGCUUGAAUUGUUUGGUGAUGAACGUCAUUUAACUACCGUUCAAGCCGACGGACUGUGCAUUGCCACCGCCACAGGAUCCACAGCGUAUUCGCUUUCAGCCAAUGGGUCAUUGACGCAUCCCGAUAUUCGUUGCACGCUGGUCACGCCGCUGUGUCCUCACACCCUGAAUUUCCGCCCCAUGCUUUUACCGGAAAGCAUGACGGUGCGCAUUGCCGUCCCUUUCACUUCAAGAACUACCGCUUACUGCAGUUUUGACGGCCGCAAUCGAGUGGAACUCAAACAGGGGGAUCAUAUCAAGAUCACGCCAUCGAAAUAUCCAUUGACCACUAUCUGUACCGAGGACACUACGAAUGAUUGGUUUGCAGCGCUCCAGGAAUGUUUGCAAUGGAACGUGCGCCAACGACAAGGAACAUACAUGAUUUUCGAGUCGCCAGAAAGAAAGCAGAAACAAGGUUCACAACACGGUCAAGCGGAGCAAGCGGGAGGACCCAACGAACAAGAAGAACAGCAAAGCAAAUUCGCGUGUAUUCGACGAAGCAGUUCCAAGCGCAUCAAUUCUUCAAAUGCGAUUGUAGGCGAAGAAAUCACCGAAGAUGAGGAAGAAGAAGACGGUAGAAUUGAACUGGUUCCCUGGAAAGAAACGGAAAUGAAUGAGAUGCAAACCGAAGCUGAAACACAGCAAUAAUAAAAAUAAAUUAGCACGUCACAAAAGGACGCGAUUUUUUUCUCC